This is a messenger RNA of Naegleria gruberi, 756 nucleotides long. RefSeq lists its product as uncharacterized. The coding region runs from base 1 to 756 and encodes 251 amino acids. The record is from RefSeq and is a predicted model, not a curated record. The transcript has a single exon. NCBI's taxonomy places the organism in Eukaryota, Heterolobosea, Eutetramitea, Acrasida, Naegleriidae.
AUGCCUAAAACAUUGAAGCAAACAACAAGUUUUAUCACCUAUGAUCCAACAUUCUAUAAAGAAUUCAUGUUAAAUAGAAAGCCCAACAAGGUUUCUAAAGACACAAGCAGCAAGAUGAAAACACAGGCCGGAAAAAAGUUUAAGAAACCAUUAUGGGCUAAAAUGUUGGAGUUGGAACAGAAACAUAUUGACAAGGUCAGAUCCUUCAAGGCCAUCCCAAUUAGUGAUGAUGAGUAUAACAGGAUAAUUGAAGACUUGAAGAACAAAUUGAGCAUCACAACAGAUACUGAAUUUAUUGAUUAUGCACAAAAGAAAUGGAAGGAAUUUUGUAUUGAUGCUACAACAGUACUAAAGGAUAAUUUAACAUUUGGAAAUGUAAAGUUUGGAAAUGGAUUGAAUCUUGGAAAUAUGAAUUAUGCAAUUUUUGACAAAAUAAUAACAAGAAAUUAUCAAUGUGCAAAGGAUGUUGUAUAUGAUGAACAAACAGUCGGAUAUGAAACUCAUCAAGUUAAAUUAUUCAAAUAUCACUUUGUGUUGGCCUGUGGAUUUCCUACUUUCGAAUGUGAUAGAUGGUGGAGAAAUGACAUGUUUCCCAAAGUUGAAGAUAUUCACAACAAACCAUUGCAAUUUGCUGAAUAUAAGACUCUUACAAUUGUUGUAAAUUCUAGAACUAACAGAGUUUAUUGUAAUUGGGAAAUUGAAUGUUGUACGAUGGUGGUGAGAGAGAAAGAAGGUGCAUUCUUUACAACAAAAUAA